Molecule: messenger RNA, 2260 nt
Organism: Rhagoletis zephyria (snowberry fruit fly)
Lineage: Eukaryota; Metazoa; Arthropoda; Insecta; Diptera; Tephritidae
Product: syntaxin-1A-like
Biological process (GO): intracellular protein transport; vesicle fusion; exocytosis
Cellular component (GO): SNARE complex; plasma membrane; endomembrane system
Molecular function (GO): SNAP receptor activity; SNARE binding
Source: RefSeq, a predicted model, not a curated record
AUGACAAAAGACAGAUUAGCCGCACUUCACGCCGCUCAAUCCGAUGACGAGGAGUCUGAGGAAGUGGCGGUCAACGUGGAUGCCCAUGAUUCCUACAUGGAUGAGUUCUUCAAGCAGGUGGAGGAGAUACGUGGCAUGAUCGAUCGGGUGCAAGACAAUGUCGAAGAAGUUAAAAAGAAGCACUCGGCUAUUCUAUCCGCCCCUCAAUCUGAUGAGAAAACCAAACAGGAGCUGGAAGAUUUAAUGGCCGACAUUAAGAAGAAUGCGAAUCGCGUCCGUGGAAAACUAAAAAGCAUCGAACAAAAUAUCGAGCAAGAGGAGCAGCAAAACAAAUCGUCCGCCGAUUUGCGUAUACGCAAAACACAGCAUUCAACGCUUUCACGAAAAUUCGUCGAGGUGAUGACAGAAUACAAUCGCACGCAGACGGAUUACAGAGAGCGCUGCAAAGGCAGAAUACAACGUCAGUUGGAGAUUACCGGCCGUGCAACGACCAGUGAAGAGCUGGAAGACAUGCUGGAGCAGGGCAACCCAGCCGUAUUCACGCAGGGCAUUAUAAUGGAGACGCAACAGGCCAAACAAACUCUGGCCGAUAUAGAGGCUCGUCACGCUGAUAUUAUGAAGUUGGAGACAUCGAUCAAAGAGCUGCACGACAUGUUUAUGGAUAUGGCUAUGUUGGUGGAGUCGCAGGGCGAAAUGAUCGAUCGCAUUGAAUAUCAUGUGGAGCAUGCUAUGGACUACGUGCAGACGGCAACUCAAGAUACAAAGAAAGCGCUCAAAUACCAGAGCAAGGCGCGCCGAAAGAAGAUCAUGAUCCUGUUAUGUUUGACUGUGUUGGGUCUCAUAGUUGCUUCAUAUGUUGGCACAACUUUCAUCAUCAAAUCGAAAUCGUAGUGCUUGAAACUAUACCAAUAAAAAAAGUUACACAUUUGCCACAGCUGCUUUUUUGUACUUAUAUUUUUGAAUCCUAAUUUUUGACAUCGCAUUUGUAUGUUUACUUUUUGUUCAACUGUUGAUCAGCCCAUUUCAUAAACUUAGCGAGAAAAAUAGCUCGUAAUGCCUGCUCUUGCUCGGAUAUUACAAGUAGUACAUACAUAUAACUAAGCGGAUAAGUAUGUUUCGUAUGAAUGCAUUUAGCGCAAUUAAAUUUAUGAGCACGCAUCCAUGAACGCCCCAACUGUUGCAGUUUUUAUUUUUUCAUUUUUGUGGGCGUGUCACUUAACGAAUGGCAAAUGGCAUUUGUGGUGAUCUCUAACAAAUGCUGAACAUAUUCCAAACACCUAUGUACCUCUCACUCUCAAAUGAAAUUGCAAGCAACAAAAAAAAAGAGCAUAUGUAUGUUAAUAACGAGAAAAAAAGCAAAUCAGCAACUAAGCGCACCAACAGGCACCUCUGAGUUUCCGUUUCCGUUGAGCAGCACCAUUUUCUACUUCUUUCAUUCAAACACCAAAUGCACUGCAACUGUUUGUAAUUGCAAUCAACAACAACAACAGCAAAGUACCAGCAAACUACAACCAAUGCACUGACGCUCGUUCUAAUGCAAAAAAAAAAAACAACUAACAAAAUAUUAGCCACUCUACGUAAUCUUUUUUAAGCCUCCUCAACUAACCGCCAAAGCAUGCAACUAAUGCACGCAGAAAAUUUUGAAACAAAAAAUAAUAAAAGAAAAUGCGCAUCACAGCAAUCGCAAUAGCCAGUAAAAAAAAAAAUAAUAAUAAUAUGUGCAUGUUAUGCGGCUUCUUCGUAUUAUUUCAAUCAAUCAAUACAAGCUACAAACCAAUGUACGAUCAUCGCCAUGAAUGAGAUCACAAACGCCAGCGACCCACCAACCACUAACCCCCAACCGCCAACGAACUCCAAAGCUGCAAAACUGCUUACAAAAUACAAAUUUUCGCCAGAGUCAACGAUUAGCUGCGAAAUGCUUGAGACCAAAUACAUAAUUAAAUGCCAUUGCAGGCAAAUAAACCCGCUGACUAAAGCAACUUAUUCGAAGAAAUAUAAUUAAAGAAAUUUUGUGCGAAAUUCUAAGUAUUUAAUGCAUAAAGUUGCUAUGUGUCAGAGACCUUGUGGAACAAACGUUUUUUCGCGCGACUCAACAGAAAAUAAUUUUUUAGUUGAGUUUCUGUUUUUUGUUAUCAUUUGUUAAAUUUGAUAUAUAUUUAGUAAAACAGCUGGUGGCCUAAACAACUUAACAAUGAAUAAAAAGCUCAGUUUUCUUAGGAUUUAAAUAAAUUUUCACUACUUUCUGUAAAUAUCACAAAAA